This is a messenger RNA of Parastagonospora nodorum SN15, 1176 nucleotides long. RefSeq lists its product as hypothetical. The transcript is spliced from 4 exons. Bases 1 to 1176 code for a protein of 391 amino acids. Gene Ontology annotation, cellular component: mitochondrion. The record is from RefSeq and is a predicted model, not a curated record. Gene Ontology annotation, molecular function: methionyl-tRNA formyltransferase activity. Lineage: Eukaryota; Fungi; Ascomycota; Dothideomycetes; Pleosporales; Phaeosphaeriaceae. Gene Ontology annotation, biological process: biosynthetic process; conversion of methionyl-tRNA to N-formyl-methionyl-tRNA.
AUGGUGGCUGUCUGGGUAUCAAAUGUGCAAGAUUCGCGGCUACGUCACACACCAGGUAAUCGCGCCGAAUGCGUGCACCACGACGGCCAGUCUCGAACAAUCAGCAUCGCUCUCGACCGGGCCCCGUUGGGCACUUGUACUGUGCGCCCUCAUGCAAUCUGGAAUGGAUCGCGAUCACCAGCAGAAAGUGGCGCCAGCAUGCAAGGAUGUGGCUGGCCCAACGUGUGUCUAAACGCCAUCCCACCUCGCCAGAGCGUUUGCUCCAAGCCCAAUCCGGACGGCAUGCCAUUCCGCAAGUCGAGAUCUGGGCUCUACACCGCAUCCUUCGUCUGCCAUGAAAUUCUGGCACUUGCCGGCUUCGCUGCGUUCGCUGGCCGUGCAGCGACACCGGCCAAACCUUCGGGGCGCGGAUUGAAACAUCUGCGUGAAGUCCCCAUCCACCCCGUCGCCCAGUCCCUCGCCCUGCCCACCCACACCCUCGACACCUUCACUUCCUGGACCCCCCCGACCCCCAUCAACCUCAUAAUCGCCGUUUCCUUCGGCCUCCUCAUCCCUCCACGCAUCCUCUCCCUCGCUACCCACGGCGGCCUAAAUGUGCACCCCUCCCUCCUCCCCGACCUACGCGGUCCCGCGCCCAUAGAACACGCGAUCCUCCGCGGGCGCGAACGAACAGGCGUGUCGAUACAGACGCUGCACCCAACGCGCUUCGACCACGGCACGGUGCUCGCGCAGACGCCUGCGCCGGGGUUAGCGAUAAGUCGGGAUGCGACUGCGGCGAGGUUGGGCGAGGAGUUAGCGGCGGUGGGCGCGCGGAUGCUGGUGGAUGUACUCAGGGAGCGGAUGUAUCUUGCGCCGCAUAGGGAUGUGGGAUGGUAUGCUGGGUCGAUUGCGCAUGCGCCCAAGACGACUAAACAGGACCGGAAGUUGAUCUCGGCGGAUUCAAUGGCGGAGCCGUGGCCCAAGGAGCCCGGUCUCUGGCUGCGGCACGAUAUCAAAAAUCCCGUGAUCAGAGCGAAAUGCGGUGCUGUUGCCAUUGUAGCGAGCAGCACAUACCCGGGUACGAGAAAGGGUGGAGGCAAUGCAAAGGUCAUGCGUAUGCUUUCGCCGAACAAGGCUUCUGAACUCGAACCUGAAAAGAGACUGGAAGGGGAAUGGGAGAGAGUAGAUGAACACUGA